Messenger RNA from Malaya genurostris, 1800 nucleotides. RefSeq names its product probable 4-coumarate--CoA ligase 1. The transcript has 2 exons. Gene Ontology annotation, molecular function: long-chain fatty acid-CoA ligase activity. NCBI's taxonomy places the organism in Eukaryota, Metazoa, Arthropoda, Insecta, Diptera, Culicidae. The record is from RefSeq and is a predicted model, not a curated record. Bases 110 to 1783 code for a protein of 557 amino acids. Gene Ontology annotation, biological process: fatty-acyl-CoA biosynthetic process; long-chain fatty acid metabolic process.
UGCAUUAUUUUGCCUUCAAACACAAAGAAGAUAAAUACGACGGCUACGGCAAACACGCGUUCAGUCGCUACCAAGUAGUUUACAUCGGAAAACCGUCACCGAGACCGAGAUGAGACUGAUUCGAGGAGUUUCGACGGUUUACGAUCCGAAAAGUAAAAUAUGGAGAGGUCCUCGCACACCAUCGAUUUUCAAUCCGAACCAAAGCCUAGGUGAACUGAUCCUCCGGAUGUUGGAUCGCAACUCGGACAAAGUGCUUCAAAUCAGUGCCGAUGAUGAUGGCCGGCAAGUCACCGGAGCCGAGUUACUUCUCCGAACGAUUCGCAUUGCGCAAAACUUGCUCCGGAAGGAACUCGUUGACUGUGCUGAUAAGGAUUGUCUUGUGGCGAUGGCCGUCCGCAACGGAGAACACACGGCUCCGGUGUUGUUUGCCUGUUUUUCCUUGGGAAUUACGGUGAAUACUUUGGAUCCGUCCUUUCAAAGGGAUGACUUCGCGCACAUGUUGGAGACCGUCCGUCCCAAACUGAUAUUUUGUGAUGCCGAAACCUUGGAAGAAAUGCGUGCCGCUUGUGAACUGGCGAAAAUUGCCCCCAAGAUAGUUGUGAUGGGUGAAAAGGUUUCGGGAUUUGAUCACGUAGAGGAUUUACUGCUCGCAACCGAGGACGAGGAGAACUUCGUACCGGUUCAUUUCGAAGAUCCUGCGAAACAACUAGCAAUACUCGUGUGCUCUUCCGGAACAACCGGCCGGUCCAAGGCAGUCGGUUUGUCCCACGCGAUCUGCAUCGCUCAUGUUGUGAACUUUUUGGAGUGUAGACCCUCGGAUAGGUUGUUUGCAUUUAGUUCCCUCUACUGGCUGUCGGGGCUGGUCGUACUUCUAAUGGGCUCGAUUUGGGGAGCAACUCGGAUCAUAACCCGGCGUGGAUUUUCCUCGGCUCUUGCAAUAGAAAUCGUUGAGCGCUUCCAAGUUACUGUCGCACUAUAUCCACCUUCUCAGGUGAAUGCGAUCAUCGCGGAUCCAACGGCAAACUCCGAGAGCUUCGACAGUAUGCGACUAGCUUUCAGCGGAGGUGGAGCGGUUUCCACAACGUUGAAGCGACAGCUGGACAAGCUACUUCCGGGCAGGUCGUCGGAGAUUGCGUAUGGAUUUUCGGAAAUUGGCUUUUCGGUUGCAUUCACGAUCAAUUCACCACCCCGGAAGAAUGUAGCAGAAAUUUACCGGGAAGGUGCAGUUGGAUUUCUGCAGGCUGGAACGGAAGUGAAGAUCGUGGACGACCAUGGGAAAUUGCUUGGGAUCGAUCAGGAAGGAGAGAUUCUGGUGAAAGCGAGGUAUGCCUUUUUGGGAUACUAUGGGAAUGAUGAGGCCACCGGUAUAAUGAUGGACUCGGAAGGAUGGUUGCAUAGCGGAGAUAUCGGUCGAUUCGACAAAGACGGUCUGCUGUACAUCGUCGACCGGAAGAAGGACAUAAUAAAGUACGGAAAUUAUCAGAUCUCUCCGAGUGAGAUUGAAAAUGUUGUACUGAGUGUUCCCGGAGUGGUCAGUGUCUGCGUUGUAGGGAUUCCCGUCGAAGGUAAUGAUCUAGCCGCUGCGCUGGUUGUUCCGACUGAUAGCAACUGUUCGUCGGAUGCCGUCCUACGAGCGGUCGAACAGAAACUUCCCAGCUACAAGCACUUAAGAGGAGGAGUCUACUUCACGGAUAAACUACCCUUGACAUCAACCGGAAAGAUUCUGAGGCGAGAAGCAAGAAGUGUUGUUUUGCAAAUGAGAAAUAAUUCGGGACUGAAAUAAAAUGAAUAAAACCGUCA